This is a messenger RNA of Mytilus trossulus (common blue mussel), 2714 nucleotides long. Its product is annotated as MAM and LDL-receptor class A domain-containing protein 1-like. Bases 663 to 2714 code for a protein of 683 amino acids. The transcript has 19 exons. The record is from RefSeq and is a predicted model, not a curated record. Gene Ontology annotation, cellular component: membrane. Lineage: Eukaryota; Metazoa; Mollusca; Bivalvia; Mytilida; Mytilidae.
UUCAAGCUGCAGUUACUGUAAUUGAGAAUCACAAACAGGAUGUUUUACAGACUAAGUUAGACAUUAAAAAACAGAAAAUAGCGAAUAUUUCAGCCAGAUGUUUUAAUUUGUCUCAGCUGAAGAAAAGCGGACUGAAUCAAGAAGAUGAAUCCUUUGACUUAAUUAGAAGACAGUUAUCAAAUAGUGAGAAUGGUAUAAUACAGACACAGGAACAUUUACUCGAGAAGUCUUGUGCAAACGAUACAAAAAUAUGCCUGAAAGGGUUAAAAGGAGACAUUGGCCUAGUCGGUGUUAAGGGUGACAUCGGUAGUCAAGGAAAGCCUGGGUUGAUAGGAAAUAUAGGAGUCAUAGGUAACACUGGUCAAAAGGGGUUACCUGGAAAGCCUGGGCCUAAGGGUAGUCCGGGAGGGAAAGGUUCUAAAGGCGAUGGAAGUGUCGAUGGAAUACGUGGUCUGAAAGGAAAUAUUGGAAAUACAGGAGAGAACGGAAAAUCCGGAAUACGUGGAUCGAGGGGACCAAAAGGUGUGCAAGGAACUAGUGGCAGAAAAGGACCAUCAGGCCAAAAAGGUUUUCCUGGAUCAAAAGGAAGUCUUGGGCAUGUUGGGGAUAAUGGUAAUAUUGGAAUCAAAGGUGAAUUAGGAGAGACUGGUUCGAAGGGGAUUAUGGCUAACAUGUCUGAAACCUGUGAUUGCAUUCGGAAAAUGAAGUUUGUGGACAACACAACUGUUAUAACAGCACCACUAGGAACCAAUAUCAAACUUAAUUGUACAACAACACCACCACAAACGGUCAACUGGAAACACUCAAGUGACCAACCGUGUUAUCCGUUAAAUGACGGGAACGUUAUCACAAUCAACAAACUAAGUCCGGCAGAUCUCGGUAAACACGUUUGUACAGUCAAUAAUGGAUUCCGCAAUAUACAAAAAACUAUAUUUGUUAAUUCAACAGAUUCCGGUGAUGGUAUAUCUUGCGACUUUGAAAAUUCCAACUGCCAUCUUAAAUUGUACAAAUGGCGUGUGGCUAAUAAUUCAGAUGAUCAUACGAAGGGGUCACAGAACGGUCAUUUUGCUACCACGUAUGAUAACUCAACCUCGAGGAUCGAGUCUCUAUGGGUUAAAGUUGAUGGUGAAUCGUGCCUGACAUUCUGGUAUAGAAAUGAGAUUAUUGGUAGUUCACCUGGUAGUACUAUUGAUAUUACAACAAAAGGAACUUCAUGUCCUGGAAGGCAAACUUAUGUUCACAAAACCAUAAAGGAUAAUCAAGUAACUAAUUGGACACAAGAGUUUAUGCAACUACCAAAUACAUCUGAUGUCAUUCAGUUUGUAUUUGACGUUCGCACUACUAAUAUGGUAGUUUCCAUUGAUGACAUUAGCUUACUAAACGGAACUUGUCCUGCAUUAUUCAAGUUCUACGAACCAGAAAAUAUAACCUUAACAAUUCCACUCGAUGGUCAUGGCAAUAUCAAUUGUUCGGCAGAGAAAUCUGGUGAUGUUCUAUACAGUAUGACGAAAAUGGGCUCCUGUCAAAACCUUGCCAAUACAGGAAUACAUACUAUCCAAAAAGCUUCGUUCUCAGAUGCAGGAACAUAUGUUUGCAAAUUAAUUAGUGAUGGUGUUGUAAAGACAAAAUUUGUUACUGUUGAUAUAACAGGAAACACAAAUUGCACCUUUGAGAAUGGCAUAUGUGACUGGACACAAGAUCAGCAAGACAAUCAAGACUGGGUAUCAAGAUCAUCUACCACGCCAUCUAGUGGUACCGGUCCAAAUAGUGAUCAUACGUUUGGAGAUUCAACAGGACAUUAUAUGUAUUUUGAGGCUUCUGGUGGAAGUCAACAUGACACGUCAGUUCUCAAGUCACCCAUGUUAUCCACCGGACCCUACUGUCUUUCUAUGGCUUACAAUAUGAAUGGAGAUAGUAUAGGGGCACUUAAUGUUUAUACAAAGGAGUGUAAUAGCACUGUGCGCAAUAAAAUCUGGUCGGUUGCAGGAAAUAAAGGUGAAAACUGGUUUGAUGGAUGUAUAAAAACACCUGUUCUGUCACAGGACUAUCAAAUAUAUAUAGAGGCAGAAAGAGGCUCCACUUAUGCCAGUGAUAUUGCUAUAGAUGACGUUAACAUACAAGCCGGUAAUUGUAUCUGUUCCAGUAAAACUGUUGUUCGUUCCUGUAACUUUGAACAAGGUAUUUGUCAAUGGCAUCAGUCAAACACAGAUGAUUUUGACUGGACACGACUUUCAGGCCCAACUGAUUCUCGGGCAACUGGACCUAAUAAUGACCACACAACAGCAACAGGUGAUGGUUAUUACUUAUACAUUGAAUCAUCAAGUCCGAGAACGCCAGAUAACAAAGCUGAACUAGAAUCAACCACUUUGCCAGGUGGCAGUCAAUAUUGUUUAACAUUUUAUUAUAACAUGUUGGGUGCAACAAUGGGAGCACUUCAUAUAUACAAGGAGGUUACUCCAUCGGGUAAACGAGCGUAUCUGCCCCCACAGUCUAGUUUAAAUUCAGGAACUGCAGCACAGAGUGGCGUCAGAUCUUCCACAAGAACUCUUCUCUUUACUAUCGCAGACGACCAUGGUGCGAUGUGGCAUAAACAGCAAGUCAAUAUUCCAGUUUCUAAUUCAAACUUUAAGAUAAUCUUAUCUGGUGUUGUUGGAACUAGCUUUUACAGUGAUUUAGCCAUUGAUGACGUCACUAUCUCAACCGGAACGUGUUAA